GUAAUAGACUGUAUAUUUUAUAUAUAAAAGCUCCCAAUAGAUAUGGCUAGCUUUUCAUUGGUUUACAUUGCUGGCCAAUCAGCAUUGAGUACUGCUUUAAAUUAAGAAGUGCAAUCAUCGAUUUUUUUUUGAAUUUUUUCAGCACUUCCUAUUUGUCAUCCAUUCAUACAACAGAUGGAUAAAAAUACGCUGAACAUAGUUCAAUGUGACCAUUAUUGAUAAUAUUUGUAUGUUACGUUAACUAACUGCGUUUUAUUCGCUCUUCUAAGCUGAUCAUUUAUCUGUUGAUGUUGAUGACACAUCCUAUCACUAGUUUUUUAUAUAAAUGAACUCAAACUACGCCGGUAUUACUAUAUUCAUUAAUCAAUUAGACGAUUACUAUCCAGUUACACAUAUUGAAGAAAUACACUUUCAGUAUAUCAUAUACAGAAAUGCAUUUCAUUGAACAAUUCUCAUCGGAAAAAGUAUUUACAGAAUAAACCAAUACAAAUUUAAUAUUAUUCCAAACUAUUGUGAUGGAUGUUCCAUCGGAAAAGGAGGAAGUAAAUUUAGAAGAUAGUCAAUUGAGAAAAAUGGGAAAAUCAGUGGAUGAAAAAGAGUCGACAAUACAGAAAUCAAAUUCUUUUAGAAAUAUGUUCAAACAGUUGGCUUGGAAAAGUUUAGAUAAUUCUAGACGACAAAAAGGCAUACUAACUGGUGAUUAUUCAGAACCACUUUGGACAGUUGUUCUUGCCAAGAAAGAGACAAACAAUACAAUGAAGGCUGAGGACAAUGAUUCAAUCUCAGCAUUGGGUUUUUAUCGAUCAAUUGAAAGUCAACCAGAACAACAACCAUGGGGUAAGAAAGCAAUUCCUAUGGUUAGUGAUUUGGUGUUACGUACAAUGGCUCAGAAACGUACCUUAACUUCAUUGUCGUCUAGUCUAGCCAGUUGGACAUUAACAGAUCAAGAAUUGAAAAUGCAUGUCUAUAGAAAAGCAUUACAAGCCUUAGCCUAUCCAAUAUCAAGUAAUACACCGCAUAAUUUUCAACUGUUUAGCGCAACUAGUCCAACUUAUUGUUAUGAAUGUGAAGGUCUUCUAUGGGGUGUAGCUAGACAAGGUUUACGAUGUACAGAAUGCGGUGUAAAAUGUCAUGAUAAAUGUAAACGUUUACUCAAUGCAGACUGUUUACAAAGAGCUGCUGAGAAAUCUUUACGUCAUGGUGCUGUCGAUAAAGCUCAAGCUGCAAUGGAAGCAAUUCAUGCCUUAAUUCAACGACGUAUAACUGAAAGAUCAGAUAUAUUUGAAUUUUUAGCAAAUGUUUUUCAAAUUGAUGUUCAUUCUAAUAUACACUUGAAUGCUUUAGAAUUUGCUCAAAAAAGUAUUGUAGCCGGUGCUAGUCAAUGGUCAGCUAAAAUUGCUAUAACAGUUAAAUCUGCACAAGGUUUAAUUGGUAAAGAUAAAACUGGACGAAGUGAUCCCUAUGUGACAGUACAAGUGGGUAAAGUUCGUAAACGUACAAAAACUGUUCUACAAGAAUUAAAUCCAACAUGGGAUGAAAAAUUUCUUUUUGAAUGUGACAAUGCCUCGGAACGAAUUAAGCUUCGUGUUUGGGAUGAAGACAAUGAUUUGAAAUCGAAAAUCAGACAGAAAUUUACAAGAGAAUCAGAUGAUUUCCUUGGACAGACAAUUAUUGAAGUACGAACAUUGAGUGGUGAAAUGGAUGUCUGGUAUAAUCUUGAAAAACGAACAGACAAAUCAGCAGUCUCUGGAGCAAUCCGUCUACAAAUAUCUGUUGAGAUAAAAGGUGAAGAGCAGAUGGCAUCAUUUCAUGUACAAUACACAGCAUUACAUGGUAGUAUAUUUUGUCAUCUAUGCAAAGAAAAUGAGCCAGUGUUCUUACCUGAUAGAACAAGUAUCACAAAUUUACAAACCAGUGGUAGUGAAGCAUGGAGAGUAUACUUCAAUCCAUUAGGGCAGGAGAUUGUUGAUGAAUUUGCUAUUCGUUAUGGAAUUGAGCCAAUAUUUCAGGCUAUGACACACUUUGCAUGUUUAACCGCAAAGUAUAAUUGUCCUGGUGUACCUGCUCAAUUGUCUGUUCUUUUGGCUAAUAUUAAUGCCUUUUAUGCGCAUACAACUUCAUCGAAUAGUCAAACAGCUAGUGAACGUUUCAGUGCAAGCAAUUUUGGUCGAGAGAAAUUUAUUAAAUUGUUGGACAGUUUAUACAUUGCUAUAAGAAUUGAUCUAUCCAAAUAUCGAACUGUAUUUCCUGCAUCUCAACCAGAAAGAUUGAUUGAUUUAAAAUCAACUGUAGAUCUACUCACCAGUAUCACAUUUUUUCGCCUUAAAGUUCAAGAACUCAGUUCUCCUCCAAGAACAGGUCAAAUACUACGUGAAUGUAUUGAAGCCUGUAUACAUGCAACUUAUCAGUGCCUUUGUGAAAAUGUACAUGAUUUAUAUGGGAAAAGCUUACAGGCAACCAAUAUAGAAUCGGGAACACCAGAAACUGGACCAACUGACAAUACAAGUGGUGGUGUCGGUGUUGGACAAUCACUUAAUGGUGAGCUGGAUCAGAUGGAUGGUAUGCGAUCUUUGACCUAUUGGCACCGACUAAUCACCCUUGUUGUCUCUGUACUCGAAGAUGAUCGAAAACACUACGCUCCAGUAUUAAAUCAAUUUCCUCAUGAGAUCAAUUUAGGCGAUAUGUCAGCUGAAAUGGUAUGGAAGUGUUUAUCUGAAGAUUUAGCCAAUGGUUUAGCUCAGCAUACAGUCAUAGCUAAAUACUACUAUAAUAAUAAUGAAGAGGACAAAUUACCUCAGAUGGAUAAACUACGAAAUGGAAAACAGAAUGGGAAAAAUGAAAUUGGCCUAAAAAGUGGAAUGCAUAAAAUUAAGUCAUCUGAUUAUAUGAAUCUUUGUUUUCGGGUAAAAUGGUUCUAUAAUACCUACAUAGCACCGCUAGCAAGGUUUAAAAAUGUUGUCCCACAAUAUCCACGUUGGUUCGAAGGUCUUGUAUUAAUUUGGUUAUCUGAGAAUGAUGAAGUAUCAGCUAAUUAUCUUCGCAAUGCAUAUGAUCGUGAUAAACAAGAUGGUUUCCAAUGUUCCAGUGAACAUGUAUUAUACUCAAACUCGGUUGUUGAUGUAUUCACUCAACUGAAUCAAUGUUUUGAUGUUAUUCGUAAACUUGAAUGCCCAGACAAAGAGGUGGAAGGACACUUUCUACAUAGAUUUUCACUGACUGUAGAAAAAGUUCUACUAGCCUAUGCAGAUCGUGUUUUAGCUGACUUUCCAAUGUAUAAAUCUGAUCAACGUGUUGCCUGUAUCCUAGUGAACAAUACACAACAACUUCGAGUUCAACUGGAAAAAGUUUAUGAGAAUAUGGCACGUGAAAGUCUUGAAACAAACACAAGAGAUCGUUUAAGUGCACUUCAAGGUCGGUUGAAUGAAGUUGUCGACAAGUUGGCUAUUCAAUUAACAGAUCAAUUUGAAGUCGGCGUACGUUCACAUGCACGUGAGUGUGGUAAACUAUUACAAAAGUGUAAACCAUCAUCAAGUGGUUCAGACAAUGCAAGUGGUCGUGGAAUUAGCAAAGAAGAUGAAGCCAAUGAGUGUUUACAACCAUUAAUGGAUCAUUUUGAGUCAAUUCUAUCAGUACUUGCAAAUAUCUGUGAUAAAACUGUACUGAAAAGGGUGUUAAAGCAACUAUGGAGAGUGACCAUGUAUAAUUUGGAGAAACUUGUUGUACUACCUGCUGUUACAGAUCAGAAACAAUUAGCUAUGGGAUUGAUAUUAAGUGGAAAUACAUCAGCAAAAUUAAUUGGAGGUGCACAAAGUCUACUCAGUCAUGUUGGUGGUCAAGUUGUACCAGGGAAAAUAUUAUCAGAUACAACACGUGAACCUGAAAAAGGACUUACACCUUAUCAAUGUGAAUUACUUGGUAUGUGUUUGAAUACAAUCAGAGUAUACUUUCAUGCUGGUGGUCGUGGAUUGAAACGAUCAUUCCUUGAACGAAGUCCUGAAUUGCAUAGUCUACGUCAAGUUUUAGCUCUUUAUUCACAAGCAACAGAUGAAUUAUUAAGAGAUUUUGUAGCAACACAAACUUCACAAGAUUAUUUAGCCAAUGAAGAACCAGUUGGACAUUUAACUUUACAAGUAGAAAUAUUUAAGCAUCCUGGUACCGGUGAAUAUAAAGUCAAUGUGAAAAUUCACACAGCCUCUGAUUUGAACUGGUCUCUUGCUUCAGGAAUGUUUAGACCAUUUGUAGAAGUUUUCAUGUUUGGCCCAUUAUUAUCUGAUCGUAAACGAAAAGCGGCAACAAAAUCGAAAUCAGUUACUACAAUGCCUGCCUAUCAUGAGACAUUUGUAUUUUUCCUAUCAAAUCAAAGUGAUCCAGAAUGGUAUGAAUUACAUUUAGCUGUGAAAGAUUAUUGUUUUGGUAGAACAGAUCGUCUUGUCGGUGUAACUGUUCUAUCAUUAUCUAGAGCAUUAAAUCUUGGUGCAACACCAAUUCGACUACCAUUAGGUCGACGUUUACACUUUACAGAAACAGGUUGGACAGUAUUACGUGUUCUUUCACAACGUGUUAACACAGAUGAAGUGGCUAGAGAGUUUGUUCGUGCCAAAUCAGAAUAUCGUGCACCAUCUGAGAAUGAUAAUAUUUCAAUACAACAUACUGAUGAGUAGAUUACUAUCAAUGUGUAUUUUAUAAACAAGAGCUAAACUGAACUGAAACUGACAGCAACAACAACAAAAAUAGAGAAGUCGAAAUUACCAUUACAGUAUUUUUCAUGAUUUCUUUCAUUCCCCUUUUUAUUAUGUAUAAUAAAUUUAUCUAAACAUAUACAAGCAGAUCAGCGCCUUUUUGUACUCCUCCUCCUCCUACUAUUAUGAUUAUUCUUGUGGCUUUAAUUGAUUAUUACAUGUAUAAUUACUUUUUGUAUUCAAGAUAAUAAUCGAUAACUAUUAAUGAUGCUUAUCUUACUCACUUACGCACAUUAUGGAUACAAGCACACAUUCAAUUACAUUCGAUAACAUAGCAUAACAUAGCAUUACAAUACAGAUAUCCUAUUCACAUUCAUCACAGAUGCAUACCCAUAAAUCGAUACUCUUAUGCAUACAACAUACAUCAGAAGCAUAAAUGGACAAACAGGACUAUUUCACACACACACACACACACACAUACACGGUAGAUAUACGUAUUAUCAACAGAUGGGAAAUGCCAAUUGCUUUCCUAAGAGUCACUUGUUAUUAUUGAUUUAUUUAUCGAUCUCCUUUUCUGAAAGAUGAAGAACAAUAAAAGAGUUUAUUGAAUAACUU
Molecule: messenger RNA, 5294 nt
Organism: Heterobilharzia americana
Lineage: Eukaryota; Metazoa; Platyhelminthes; Trematoda; Strigeidida; Schistosomatidae
Source: the annotation of a GenBank genome assembly